Molecule: messenger RNA, 1560 nt
Organism: Dujonia railenensis
Lineage: Eukaryota; Fungi; Ascomycota; Pichiomycetes; Serinales; Debaryomycetaceae
Source: the annotation of a GenBank genome assembly
AUGGAUCAUUUUGAUGAUGGCCAUCAGCACGAUGGACAGGUGCAGUCUUAUGGGCAAAUGGCAACCGUUUUAUGUUGCGAGUGUGGUGUCCCAAUGGAUGGGUCUUCCGGUCUUGUGAUGUGUUACGAUUGUAUCAAGUUGAAGGUCGAUAUCACCGAGGGUAUUCCAAGAGAAGCAAACGUGUCGUUCUGUAGAAAUUGUGAAAGAUUCUUGGCCCCUCCUCAGCAGUGGAUCAAGGCCCAACUUGAAUCAAGAGAACUUUUAGCAUUAUGCUUAAGAAAACUAAAGGGGUUAAACAAAGUGAGAUUGAUCGAUGCUUCGUUUAUCUGGACGGAGCCACAUUCUCGUAGAAUCAGAGUUAAGGUCACUGUUCAAGGUGAAGCUAUGGCUAACACUAUUGUACAGCAAACGUUCGAGGUUGAGUACGUCGUCAUUGCUAUGCAAUGUCCAGACUGUGCCAAAUCUUAUACUACUAAUACCUGGAGAGCUACCGUUCAGAUCAGACAAAAGGUGCCGCACAAGAGAACGUUCUUGUAUUUGGAACAGUUGAUCUUGAAGCAUAACGCUCACGUUGACACCAUUUCCAUUCAAGAGUCCAAGGACGGGUUGGAUUUCUUUUAUGCACAAAAGAACCAUGCUGCCAAGAUGCUUGAUUUCCUUACAGCAGUCGCCCCAGUCAAGACUAGAAAGUCCGAAGAAUUGGUUUCUCAAGAUACCCAAUCUGGUAACUCACAAUAUAAAUUUUCCUUCUCAGUGGAAAUUGCCCCAAUCUGUAGAGAUGACUUGGUUGUUUUGCCUAAAAAAUUGGCUCAUUCUAUGGGUAACAUUCCAAGAUUGGUGUUAUGUUCCAAGAUCUCCAAUUCCAUUCAAUUUUUAGAUCCUAACACAUUACAGCACGCCGAUUUGCCAGCCGCUGUCUACUGGAGAGGCGCCUUCCCAUCUUUGUGUGAUGUUACCCAGUUGACUGAGUUUAUCGUCUUGGACGUUGAGCCAACUGGUGAUAUCAGAGGAAAGAGAGUGGGUGCUGACGUAACAGUCUGCAGAGCCCAAGAUAUGGGUGUCAACGAUCACUCUUUCUAUGUCAGAACGCAUUUGGGUGGUAUUUUGCAUCCUGGUGACAGUGUUAUGGGUUACUAUUUGGCCAAUUCCAACUUCAAUUCCGAUUUAUGGGACACCUUGGACACAGACAACACUCCAGAGGUAGUGUUAGUCAAGAAGCACUACGCCAGAAAGUCAAAGAAGGGUAAGUACAGAAAGUGGAAGUUGAAGAGAAUGGCCAGAGAACACAAUGAUAUCGUGGCCAAUGAUGAUUCUAGACAAGCUAGACAAGAACAAGAGAGAGCUGAAAGAGAUUAUGAAUUAUUCUUACAAGAGUUGGAAGAAGAUGAAGAGUUAAGACAAACUAUUAACUUAUAUAAGGCUGGUGAAGAGCCAGUCGCUAGGGACGCUGAUGAGGAUGAAAUGGAUGAUGAGGACGAGGAUGCUCCAGAGAUUGCCAUUAAUGAAUUAUUGGACGAAUUGGAUGAUAUGACAUUGGACGACCAGCCAGUGGAUGCCUAA